GGGACACCUCGGGGACACCCCCGGGUUUAUCGCGACAGAAGCGACAGCGGCGACAGCGGCGACAUGGCCGGGCUGGGGCUGGGAGCGGGGCUGCGGCUGCUGCGGCGGAUCCCGCCCGGAUUUGGGGGGUCCCGGCUGCAGAGCAGGCACGAGGCGCAGGCCGUGCUCCCCAAAACUGGAACUGCCACGGCCACAGCAGCCCCCCAGAAAUCCCAGGGUGGCCUCGAGGAAUCCAAAUCCUUCGCUGUGGGGAUGUUUUUGGGGCGCCUGAACGCCGAGCAGGUGUUCCCCUACCCCUCAGUCCUGACCGAGGAACAAGAGCAAACCCUGCAGGAGCUCGUGGGUCCCGUCAGUCGCUUCUUUGAGGAAGUGAACAACCCCGCCAAAAACGACGCCCUGGAGAAGGUGGAGGACGAGACCAUGAAAGGGUUAAAGGAGUUGGGGGCCUUUGGGCUCCAGGUGCCCCCCGAAUUUGGGGGGCUGGGGCUCAACAACACCCAGGUGAGACCCCCCCCCAAAUUGGGGAGCCCCAAAAUCCCCUCCCAGUAACUCCCAGUAACUCCCAGUGCUCCCAAUUCUGUUCAAAGUCCCCCAAAUCUCCUCAAAUCCACCCCAAAUCCUCCCUAAAUCCCCCCAAAAUUCCCUUGGGACCCCCAAGAUUUCCAUCC
Zonotrichia leucophrys gambelii is the source of this 668-nucleotide messenger RNA. Its product is annotated as very long-chain specific acyl-CoA dehydrogenase, mitochondrial-like. The record is from RefSeq and is a predicted model, not a curated record. NCBI's taxonomy places the organism in Eukaryota, Metazoa, Chordata, Aves, Passeriformes, Passerellidae. The coding region runs from base 64 to 549 and encodes 161 amino acids. Gene Ontology annotation, molecular function: fatty-acyl-CoA binding; flavin adenine dinucleotide binding; very-long-chain fatty acyl-CoA dehydrogenase activity. The transcript is spliced from 6 exons.